Dentiscutata erythropus is the source of this 945-nucleotide messenger RNA. The record is from the annotation of a GenBank genome assembly. Lineage: Eukaryota; Fungi; Glomeromycota; Glomeromycetes; Diversisporales; Gigasporaceae.
AUGUUUCAAAAAAAACGAAUUGUUUUUCUUGCCUUGAUUUUUUUUAUACCUCAUGCACUUUCUUGGGGAUUCGUAGCAGCAAUAGCACAGAACUUUCUUUUUCCAAAUGUUUUAGAGAAAGUCAUUGAAUUGCUUCCAGUACAAGCACAUGAAAAUUUAGCAUAUAUAGCAGCAUGGGCAGAUCAAAUUAAACAUAAAGAGCAAUACAGAUUUACGUCACCAAUGCACUAUACCAAUCCGUCACCACUAUAUGAUAAUCCGCCAUCUCAUUGCGCUUUUGAUUGGGAUAAAAAAAAAGUUGAUUUGAUUAGUGCAAUUCAUAAUUAUUCAAAUAGACUUGAUCCAAAUUCAGAUCUUAACUAUUGGUCAAGAGCUGAAGCACUAAGAUUUUUGGUUCAUUUUAUCGGUGAUUUACAUCAGCCUUUGCAUCGUAAGUUAUAUAUCUCUAAACGAAUUCGAGAAUUUAAUCAAAAUUCUACUAUUGACUAUAAUUUACCCGAGGAUUAUAGUCAGUUUAAUUCUUCUGAACCCUUAUUUGAUGGACAAUUUUAUGAUUUAUAUUUAAAAUACAUAAUUAAUUUAAUGAAUACAACAUGGCGCGGCGAACUUUCACAAUGGACAAUUUGUAAUGAAGACUUCAAAUUAUCAACCGAGCUUCCCUUAUCUGGCCCCAAUCAAUUACAUUUCUCUUCUGCAAGCGAUUCUUCUGAUUAUUUUCACUUAUCAAUGAAUCAAGAAUUUUCAUUCAGUGCUGCUUGUCCAGAAUAUUGGGCUAUACCACUAAAUAAAUUAAAUUGUCAAGUAGUUUUAAAUGGAUAUGAUCGUGAAUUAGAUUUGAGUAUCGGUGAAUAUUAUGAGAAAAUUGUUAAAUAUAAUAUUAUGGAGAAAUUAUUAGCUAUUUCUGGAUAUAGAAUUGCUGCUGUGCUGAAUACUAUUCUUAAAUAA